Molecule: messenger RNA, 1675 nt
Organism: Helicoverpa zea (corn earworm)
Lineage: Eukaryota; Metazoa; Arthropoda; Insecta; Lepidoptera; Noctuidae
Product: phytanoyl-CoA dioxygenase, peroxisomal-like
Exons: 8
Coding region: 145-1062 (305 amino acids)
Biological process (GO): fatty acid alpha-oxidation
Molecular function (GO): phytanoyl-CoA dioxygenase activity
Source: RefSeq, a predicted model, not a curated record
GUUGAGCAAAGUCCGUACGUUUACCGAAGAGAGACAAGACAAUGAUUUAUUUUUGUAAACAUUCAACAAUUUACUAUCAUUCGAAUAAGUUGUUCCAAGUGUAUUUCUAGAUAAUAAGUUUAUAUUUAGCCCUAGGAGUUCAAAAUGGUGAGAGUAAACUCCUUGGCUGGCGUUAGAGGACUUCCAAAACCAGUAUCUGCAGAAGCGUCAGACAACUACAUAUUAUCUCCGGAGCAAAUAAAAUUCUAUGAAGACAAUGGAUUUCUCGUCAUUAAAGAGCUUAUUGAUUUCACAUCUCUUUAUAGUUACAAACAGCGGUUUUUACAGAUAUGUAAAGGAAUUGUUCCACCCGGUAAUGUGAGAGUCGUUAAGGAACCCUCUUUAAUCAAGAAGAACUUGCCACCAGAAGAUUAUAUUAAUAAGAUACAAGAACUUCUCUACGAUGACGUGUUCAUCACCUACGGUGAACACCCCCGCAUGCUGUCAGUGCUGUCACAGUUCAUCGGUGAGGACAUCACCGCGGUGAACAGCAUGUUCAUCAACAAGCCGCCCGGCUCCAGCCGACACCCGCCGCAUCAGGAUCUAUUCUACUUCCCCUUCCGUCCGGCCGAGAAGAUCAUAGGCGCGUGGACGGCAGUAGACCAUGUCAACCAAGAGAACGGAUGUCUGUACGCAGUACCCGGGUCACAUAAAGCUAAGAUCUUGUACGAUCAUGCUGGGAAAAAGGACGCCCUGAAAAUGUACCACGGCGUAGAUGAAGAAGAUAUCGCGCCGCUAGACAAACGCGUUCACUUGGAGAUGAGUCCCGGAGACACCGUGUUCCUGCAUCCCUAUCUACUGCACGGCUCCGGACCUAAUGUGUCUAAGAACUACCGCAAAGCCAUAACAUUUCACUUCGCGAACAGCUCAUGCGAGUACAUAGACCUACGCGGCACAGUGCAGGAACAUCUCGCUAAGGAGGUCGAAGAACAAGCUGCGAAGUCAGGAUUCAAAGGACUUAAUUAUGUCGAUGUCUGGCGUUUCAAGAGCAAGCAAGUCAAAGGUGUACGGUCAAACCUUUGAAAAUAUUAUUUGAUUUCGGUGUUGGUAUAAAACUGUCUUCGAGCGCAGUUUCAUAUACAUUCCAAGUUUAUUUAAUAGAAUCAGGUAUUAAAUGUAACUUUUGCAUUUAAGUGAACAAUAUUUUUAUAUAGUAUUUUAUACUAAUCAACGUUCAUUUAACUAUUUGUCUGACAAAUCAAGAAAUACCAAAAGUAGGGAUAAAAUGUUUGUAAAACAUUGGUGCUUGGUGAAUAUCAAAGAUUAAAUAAUAAUAUUAUAUUAAGAAUAUUAUAAAUAUCCUGUUAUAUUCAAUUUCUUAUUUUUAGCUUAUAAACUUAUUAUUUUUGUACAAGAUUUUCAAAACUGACUUUUUAGACUAUUGGAUUGAUAGCAGCUAUGUCGCAGAUUUUUUGCCAAAACAGUGGUUUUUGAAAAAUAUGAAAAAUAGUCAACUUCAAAUGUAAAAAAACAUAGGUUAAUUUUUUUUUUUUAUUAUAAUUUUGAUAAAUUUAUGAUAUAAAAGUUAUGUAAAACAUCGUGAGAUUAUUGUUAAUUACCUUUUUACUAAAUUUAUCUUAAUUUGUGUUGGAAAUUGUGAUAUUUUGCAUAACGUAAUAAAUACAUUUUUAUUGGA